GUAUGUCGGAUGCAUUGGUCGCCAAUCGAGAAGAAAGACCCUCUCCAGCAAGCGCCCAGCUGCUCCCAGGCGACAAAAAAGCGACCUCUUCACCAUCUCUCAUCCCAUUCCACCUUUUCUUCUCGCUUGCUCUUCUGCCGGCUCUUCUUCCUUCCUCUUCUUUUCGUCUUCUCUUUUUGCCCCUCAAAGCCAUCGGCGUCUGCCAGCGCAUGCCCACGCGUUCUACUGCACACACACGCCGACCGCGUGCGUGGUUUGUUGUUGUUUUGUCGAGUGGAUAAAUCUUGCACGAAUAAACCUCCAUCAACACUGAAAUCACCUCCAAUCAACAGUUUUUUGCCAGCUUCAACUUUCCUAUGGUUCUGUUCUUGUUGCCUUCUCCAUCACAGGUAUAACCACCCAGCACCCUGAAGGUCCCACCGCACCCUCUUAGAAUGUCCAUCGAUCUCUCAAACACUCAGCCCUUAUCUUCCUUUGCUAAAGUUAAACCUGAAGCAAACGACGACCCAAAUGUCGCCAACAUGCCGAAGGAGUUUUCCCUCAAGUUGAAUAAUUUGCCCGCAAAAUCACCAACUGCUAAUGAUGAUUCCUCAAAUCGCACCUUGGUUGACGAGUUUGAAACCGAGCUAGAAUCAAGCGAAAAUGAUGACGCUACCAUCAACGAAUACGAUAGUGCCCACUAUUCCUAUGAUUAUGAGCCAGAUUUGAAAAAAUUCAAUAAUAACGAUAAAAACAUCACUAACACCGGCACAAAUGCCAAUGAACACAACAAAGAAAAAACAAAGACUUUCGCGCCCGUUUUCCUAUCUUCUAAAAAGUUGUUGAUAUUAAAGCAGAGACUUAAAACUCAACCCGAAAAUGAACCUAAAGUCAAAACCUUUAAAAUAGAAAAGCAUUUGCAAAAAUUUUCCACUCCCAAAAUAACGAAUACCAAUGAUAUUCCCUCCCAUUUGAGCUCACUGAACCCAAAUACACAUCAAAAAAACACUAAAUGUUCUAAUACUGACUCAAAUCCUCCCAAGAAACCACCCAAAUUUAAAAAUUCAAUCAACAGUAUUUUAAACCCACUUGACUCAUCAAAAAACCUGGAAACGUCUUUUAAUCAACGUGCCAACAACCCAGAUAAUAGUGAUUACGAUACUAUCUCAGAUAACGAAACUGAUUCAGACUUGGAUCUUAUAAAUGAUUCUCCCAGUAUACUCAUCCAAACCCCAUUAUCCAAACCACCUCCAACUUUUUUUAACACUUCUUCUGCCACAAUCAGAACUCCAAUCCUGAUAGAUAACACUAAAAUCAAUCCCAAUAAUAAUUUUCAUUACAACUCUUCUCCCAUAUCUUAUAAAUUUAUUAACAGCCAGCAUAUUUCAAACCGCUCUCCUACAAAAAGACGCAAGAAAGACAUACCUAAUCCUUCCAAAUCAACUAAAAAUAACCAAAAGUUCAAGAAAAACAUAUCUACAACUGAUCCAUUUAUUGAGUAUGGCGACCAAAUCAACGGUUAUAGAUUUUUAGGAAAGUUAUCUGACCCAAUCAUUAAAUCCCACAAAAAUCCUCAAAAAGACCACCAUCUGAAGAAAGAUUAUUCUUCUUCAAACUUUUAUAAAUGGUCUUAUUACGAUUUCAGCUUGCAUUUUAAUUUUAAUCAAUCAAAAUUCAGAGAAAGCGACCCCAUUCAACAAAAAUACUCUACCCACCCUUCGAAUCCAAAUGAUCCCACUCAAAAAAAUUUUACCACCACUUGCAAUCCAAAAUUUUUUGACAAUAUCUUGUUUAAAAGAAAUGAUUUUUGCUAUAAUUAUGAAAAAUAUUGCAACAACUGGGAUAACAUAAUUAUUAUAAAAAAAGUUUCUUGGCCAAUUUUUAUUGAUUCUUUCUCAUCCACUCAAUACCAUGAUCCUCACCUUGCUAUUGAUUUAUUGAACUAUGAUUCAGUAAAAUUAUUUCUCAAAAACGGUGUUGACUUGAUUUUAAAAGAUUUGGACUCAAAUGAUUCCAAUCACAGUAACUACUCAUACUCAAAGAUUUUUAAAGAAAUAGUAAAGAAAGAAAGAAUUAGAUGGCAUCCCGAUAAAAUGCUAAGAAUAUUAAGAAAGAACAUUAACGAAAAACUAACUGAUAAUGCUCAAAAAGACAACGAAAUUAUUGAUGAAAGUAUGAAUGACAAAAACCUAUCAACCGAGUCAACUCUUUCUCAUGCCAAUAAUCAUUCAAAAACUGAUAACUUUGGAACUCAGGAUCAAACUUCCAACUUGAAACAAAUCCUUUUAUCUCGAAUUACAAAAGUUUUUCAAAUAAUUAACGACAUUUAUGAAAAGGAAUGUAUUUAAAUCCAUUUCAUACACUUGAGUUUUACUAACCCUAUUUCAUUUCUCAAAUUUCAAAUUUUUUAAUUGUUUUAAAGUUUACCUUAAAUUCAUUUCUCUUCACUUCUUCUAAUUUAUUAUUUCAACUAAAAAGAAAAUACUUAUAGAUCAUUUUGUUUUAAAUAUUG
Molecule: messenger RNA, 2491 nt
Organism: Ascoidea rubescens DSM 1968
Lineage: Eukaryota; Fungi; Ascomycota; Saccharomycetes; Ascoideales; Ascoideaceae
Exons: 1
Coding region: 435-2327 (630 amino acids)
Source: RefSeq, a predicted model, not a curated record